Anopheles darlingi is the source of this 2641-nucleotide messenger RNA. RefSeq lists its product as uncharacterized. NCBI's taxonomy places the organism in Eukaryota, Metazoa, Arthropoda, Insecta, Diptera, Culicidae. The transcript has 2 exons. The coding region runs from base 260 to 991 and encodes 243 amino acids. The record is from RefSeq and is a predicted model, not a curated record.
GGCAGUCCACAAAGCUAGAGACUUCUUUCUUUACCGAUAACGAUAACGAAAAACCGCAGCAGGAUAAGAAAAGCUUCUUAUCACGCCGUUCGUGUGCAGUGCCAGGGUUUCAUCUGCCCUCAAUUUCGUGAAAUUUCCAUGCAGUAGGUGCGCCGUGUAGAGUAGGAAAAGAAAUAAACAAACGCCGCAGUCGUGCCAUCAAAACCCCGAGAUCCUUGCACCAAAAGCCUUCUUGUCUCCGAACAAAGCCUCCUGCGAUAUGGCCGUGACUUCCAAGCGACGACGGCUGGUAGUGGUGCUUCUCUGGUGUGGCAUAUUUGGUCUGCAUUUCCUCCAAACUGGCGCUGGCAAUCCCACGGAUAGCGCUAGCGUGAGUGCACGGAACGCCAACAACAGUAACGCAGCCGCGGCCAACAGUAGUAAUGGGGCGGGGAGUCUCAACAGCAGCAGCAGGAAUACCAGUAGCAUUGCCUGUGAAGAAGAUGUGCUCUUCCAGUGUCCACCGAACGCGUCCUGCGAUAAGGGCCGGUGUGUUUGCAUGUUCCGUUACAAACUGAAUCCUGCCUUCCACAACGGGGGGCAAACUGCCGCCUCGGCCACAGCAGCAGCAGCAGCAGCAGCAACACCAACCUCCGCCAAUGGUGCCUCUUCCUCUUCGUUGCCAUACUGUUUGCUGGAUGAGAGCAGCAGCGACAGUGCCAGUGCCAGCGGUGGUGCUGGAUCGGCCGGUAAGGACCAUCGACCGGCCGCUGGGAACGCUGAUCAGUUACCACUGCGGGAACCGGCCGGUGCUCAUCACAUCCUCAGUGGCGUGCUGAUCCCGUUAGCCUUCGUGGUGAUCAUGAUCGGCAGUGCGCUGCUGGCGAAGCGUACUCAGCUGUGGUCCCGGUUGCGGCAACGGUUCCAGGCCCGCCGCGGACGUCAUCAUCGUCGGCCGGCUUACGAAGACGUGGUGUUAGGUAAUGAUUCCGAUGAUCCACCCUUGAUCUAAAUCCCUUCGAUGAAGCUCCGCAAAGUUCCGCAUUUUUUCGUUUUUUGUUUGUAUUUCUGUUACAUUCCUUUCUUUAAUUUUUCUUUCUCUUUUCUGACCAGAGUAGUUGACUGUUGACCUACCCUCCUCCUUGGUUUAGUUGAUCCAACCCUCUUUCUCGAUCAUUAACGUUCAGCUGUUAAGAUCCCCGCGUGGUAGGAGAAACGAUCGCAUUUAAGUUGUACCCCUGCCCCGGAUAGAAUCCGUUCAAAUGUACUUCAUCGCUUCCUUCAUCCCCCCUUCAUCACUAUCAUUGUGCGUAACGAUACUCUCUUCUUUCUCUCUCUUCUCUCUUUCUCACACACACUGUCUAUUUCUCUUUUUCCACCUCAAAUCUGUGUGUCCUGUGUGUUUUUACCAUACUAACCAUCCUCCCUCACCCUUCAAAACACACCACUCCAACAACAACGAAAGUGCAGUAGGCUUUGAGCCACAGUCGGGCCGACUUUGAGAAAGCCAAAGAGAUAUGCUUAACUUCGUGUAAAGAUACUGUAUGAGAUUCGCUGGCGCCUGGGCGAUCUAGCAGGCGGCAGAGUGCCGUGACGACUGACCGUCACCGAGCCCCGAUGUCUGUAGGAGAAGGCACAAACGAUUAUUAUUAACAUCAUUUCUCCAGGAUUGGCGGCAGGAUCUCAGCGGAUGUAAAAAAAACAAAGAAACAAGAAUUUAGCAGUGUAGCAGUGCGCCAUAUGGCACCGAAUAUCAUAUGAACGGGGGGCAAAGGCUUUGAGGUCUUCGUUCGAUUUGAUAUUGAUUUCAGUCAAAGUAACCGCACAGUAUAGAAUGAAAAAGUAUGAACAGAAUAGUGUGUAGAACACAGCGAGGAGAGCGAUCAAGGGCAAUCGUGAAUUGUAAUGAAAGGUGGAUCACACGGUGAACUAAGGUAGCUAGAGCGAGAGAGUAGUUGAUGAUGAUCCUCGAUCAUCUUGUCGAAGCCGCCAGAGACUUUACGAUAUCUUCCUUCGUCGAGGCAUAAGCAAAGGUAAAAUACAAUAAUUUAUUAGAUAUACGACGGGCAAAACCGAGUAGGCCGAGAACAUGGCAGAGCAAAACGCUGAGCGUGAUGAUGGAUUAGGCGAGUGGCUCGGUAGCUAGAAUGUAAGAAUCCUUACCAUUACACGAGGCAACAGAGCAUGCAUAGAAGAGGUUCCUUUAUAUAAUGCGAUAGAAAGCGAGCAAGAUUAUCGAAGCGAAAGCGGUCGAAUAAUGUUUAAUAUCACAGGAGGAGAUAACACAGUCACAUCAUCAACCAUAAUACGCGUCCGUUACUAGGAAUCUUAAGAAGCGCGCAUAUCAUCUUGUAGAGACGGUCGGCGGAAUUCGGAAUCGGAGAGCACAUAAAACACAACGUGACGUGCGAGCGAGCGGCCAUGUAAAUCAUUCAUCCAACCAUCCCUCAUCUGAUAUGCCGGAAGGACGGGUUUUCCUCCCCAUACCUCUCCCACCCAUUCUGCUCGGUUCGGAUCAGCUCCUGGGUUCCAUUAUAUUCCAUCUCUCGAGUGUGUCAUACUUUUCUUCGUCAUACCAAAAAUAUGUAUUCUGUGAUAAAUUUCAAUAAAUGUCUAUAUUUUUAAGAACGGAAAUCGCAACGCAACGGGCCGAUUCAACAGA